Strongylocentrotus purpuratus (purple sea urchin) is the source of this 3270-nucleotide messenger RNA. RefSeq lists its product as uncharacterized. The transcript is spliced from 3 exons. The record is from RefSeq and is a predicted model, not a curated record. NCBI's taxonomy places the organism in Eukaryota, Metazoa, Echinodermata, Echinoidea, Camarodonta, Strongylocentrotidae. The coding region runs from base 136 to 3270 and encodes 1044 amino acids.
CGUAUGUGCAUGGAAUGAAACCACGGAUCCAGUCGGAGCUGGGUGGAGCAACGAAAGGCCUGAAAAUCUGAUUUACUAUUUUAUGGUCUCCUGCAAUUCUGCACCAGAAUAGAUGGAUUUGAUGAGACAGGAAGGAUGAAGAGCCCUUUGAUCUGUCUCAUGUCUCCUCUGAGUAGACCGGUGUCAAAGCGGACAGUCAGGAGGAAACAGCUGGUGAUGUCUGGGACAAAGGAAGGUCCCCACAAGCUACACACCCAACCCAAAGAAUCGUUGGUGUCGUCACCUACGAGUGACCAUGUUUCUGAUUCAUCACCAAGGAAGUCUUCAGGGAUGGAAGCAGAUGCUUUCUUGGCCAGUGUGGUGUCAAGUAAGAAGAAGCAAGAUUCAGCCAACAAUCAAAAUGAUGAUAUUCCCCAAGGAAAUGAUGAGAUAUACCAUACAUCUACAGUGAUCAAGAAAAAGAAAUCUUCACCUGUCAAAGGAAUUUCUGUAGCAUCACCUAGAAUUCAGAAGCAACGGAAGAGCAUGCCAUUUGUGUCACCUGGAAAAAGGUCACUCUCCAGAAACAGGCAUGGUUUGGAUGGAAUCCAUCGACGUCGUACAGUGUCUAUGACAAUCGUGGAUAUGAAGAAGCUAAGCGAGGCUAUCGAGAGUCGGAUAGGACAACAGAAGAAAUGUGGAAAGGUUGAUAUCGAUACCCAACCCUAUGAGCCUGAUGCGUCAUUUACUACAAGUGACCGUGAUGUCUCUGGUCUAUCAUCAAGCAAAUCUCCAGGAAUAGAAACAAAUGAAUUCUUGGCAGAUUCUUCAAAAAAUCAAGAACAGCAUGACCAUCCCAAAGUGACUGAUGAUGAGAUAAACCUUCAACCUGCAGUGCUCAAAAGAAAGACAUCUUCAGCCAGUAAAAUGGUAGCAUCAAGAUCACCUAGAGUUCAGAAGGGACGAAGAAGCAUGUCUUUUGUAUCGCCUGGGCAAAGGUCAUUGUCCAGAAGCAUGCAUGGAUUAGACGGCAUAUAUCGACGUCGUGCAGUAUCCAUGACAACUAUGGAUAUGAAGAAGUUAUGUGAGGCCAUCGAGAGUAGGGUAAGAAAGAAGAAGAGAAAUAAAAAUGUUGAUCUUGAUACCCAACCACAUGAAUGUGAGGUCUCAUUUAUGACAAGUGACCAUGAUGUUUCUGACCAUUUGACAAAUUCAUCACGAAGUCAAGAACCGGUUGAUUUUCUUCAAAGGAUUGAUGAAAUGUAUCUUAAAAGUGAGGUAAAGAAAAGAAAGAACUCUUGUAAAACAAUUUCUGUUGCAUCAAGAUCACCUAGAGUUCAGAAGCGACGGAGCUGCAUGCCUUUUGUGUCACCUGGAAAAAGAUCACUGUCCAGAACUACAAAUGGCUUGGAUGAAAUCCAUAGACGUCGUACAGUAUCCAUGACAACCGUAGAUAUGAAGAAGCUACAGGAGUUCAUUGAUUGUAGUCAGAUAAGAAAGAAGGAAAAUGAAAAGGUUGAUGAUCAGUCCCAACCACCUAAUACUUCAUUAACUGUAAAUGAUUCUGAUUUCUCCGGAUCAAGCAGUUCACCAGGGGUGGAAGUAGAUGUCUUCUUGGCUGGCAUAGUGGAUAAGACUAAAGAUUCUACCCAACAGCUGGAACAUGAUGAUGAUGAUUAUCGCAGGAGUAAUGACAGUUUUCACAAGUGUGAAGUCACAAAACAAAAGAUAAUUUCAUCUUGUAAGAAAAUUUCUGCUUCUGCUAGAUCGCCAAGAAUUCAGAAGCAAAGGAACAGUGUGUCACCUGGACAAAGGUUACUGUCUAGAUCCAUGAGAGGUUUGGAUGAAAUUCAUCGAUGCCAAAGUUUGAAAAAGCUGGACAAGAAGAAGCUCCAACAGGCCAUUUAUCUUAGUCAUAUAAGAACGAAGAAGACAGGUGAAAAGGUUGGACAAAACCCACUCCACACUAUCAAGAGCCCUUCCCAGAAAAUAAAAGAGUUGGUGAAAACAGCUGUAGACGAAACGAAACGGUCAGAUAAUGUGACCUCUCUGAAGGGAUGGCACAGUGUACCAGAACCAGAGCUGAGGGUGCAAGAUAAAGCAGUAGCACCUAGGCCAAAGGAAAAGGAAGAAGAUAUCACACAUGCACCUGGUUUCGCUGUUAAGGAAAAAAAAGGGAAAACGCCAGAUUUGAACUUUAAGAAAUUAGAUGAAAUGUAUGAGAGCAGGUUCAACCCCAGUCAGAAGUGUCCUCAAGCUGUGGUGACAAGCAGGGGUCAAGAAUGUACCCAAGCAGAUUUGGACUUUGAAAAAUUGGAUGAAAUGUACGAGAGAUGGUUCAACCCGAGUCCAGAAUGUACCGACGAAGCAGUGGUGGAUAUGGACACAGUUACCAGAAUUCUUAGCUUCCAGGAUGAACAGACAGACUCCAGGAGCUCAAGCCCACCCAUCAUCCAAAGACGUGCUUUUGCCGGAGAUAUCAUCGAUCCCAAGUCUGAUGACAUCAGCGACAGUACUGUUGAUGAGGCAAACAAGACGUUGCUGGAGAAAGAAAUAAGUAGCUUCUUUGAGAGUAAGAAAGGAUAUUCUCCUAAGGAUUUCAGAAAAGGUGCAAAGACCUUGGAUGUGGCAGUGAAUAGAGUAUCUGAAGGUGAGCCUGUCACAAGUACAGGAGCGACAUUGCAGUUACAGAAUGUUUCAGAACAUGAUGAUGUAAUGGUUAUUGACCAAAAGACCCAUUAUAGAAUACCAGAUAGCAUUCAGGAAAUGGAAGGUCAGGCCACUUCACCAAAAUGUGCACCACUGGCAGGUCGGGAUCAUGCUAUGGCUUCGACAAGAUACAACUUUGGUGAAUCAAUGCCUAUUGAUGUUGAAAUGGAUGGACAACAGGAUGACAUCUGCACACCAUUCCAGCACUCGACUCCUGCGGACCACACCCAUCUUCCCCAAUCACACACAAAGACAACAUCCCAGGAUUUACUAUCAGCCUGGGCAGAGAUAGAAAAGGAAGAGAAGUUGUUUGUAAUGUAUUGCCAUGAGGAUACCGCCCCGUGCAUUCUGAAGGACCUGGAGGGUUGUCCAGCCAUCAUAGACGGCAGAAGCCUGUCAUUGAGAUACCUCAACGACACUUUGUCAGUGGAAGUGCAGGGAAUGGUGCUCAAGGAUGAACACAUCACCAAACCAAAGAAAAUCCCAAAGGAAAACAGAAAAGAUGCUGCUAAGAAGGAAAAGAAGAAAAAGAGAAAGAAAGUGUUGACAGUUACAGGAGCAGAUGGAAAGAAAAAUGGUUAG